This is a messenger RNA of Cladophialophora psammophila CBS 110553, 1119 nucleotides long. RefSeq lists its product as uncharacterized. The record is from RefSeq and is a predicted model, not a curated record. The transcript has 4 exons. Lineage: Eukaryota; Fungi; Ascomycota; Eurotiomycetes; Chaetothyriales; Herpotrichiellaceae. Bases 1 to 1119 code for a protein of 372 amino acids.
AUGGGUGCCAAUUAUGUGACCGAGACGUCCGUGAGGGCGACUGGCAUUACAAUGAUUGUUUUGACGACAAUGGUCGCCGGCCUCCGCAUCGGUGUAUCUGUUGAGCAGCAACGGAAGUUCGGUUGGGACGAUGGCUGGCUUUUGGCCGCCUACAUCUUCUUUCUGGCGCUUUCAACCCUGUACAUUGUGGCCGCGCCUGUGAUGUUUAGACUCACCAAGCUUGCUAGUGGGGAGAUUCCGCUGUAUCCCACGGUUGCCGAUGACGGGCUCUUCAUCCAGAAGAUAUUUUUUGUCACCACUUCGGGCUUAUGGCUCUGCCUGUGGAGUGUCAAGUUCUCCUUGAUGGCUGUCUACAAAAAGUUGAUGAACUCUUUGCCGCACAAGCUUAGAUUGUGGUGGGCCGUGAUUAUAUUCUGCCUGGUGGUUCUGGCGGGCGCAAUCACCUCAUCAAUGCUUUCUUGCUCGAGCAUGAAGGCUUGGUUCACGGCAGGUGCUUGCUCAACCCCUCGAGAUGUCAAGGCUGCGAGUAUCAGCCUUUGGUAUGCUUAUGCGGUUGAUAUCCUCACCGAUCUCCUGAUCAUGCUCCUACCCCUUGACCUCAUCUGGAGUUUGAAAAUGCCCAAGACCCAGAAGGCGAGCAUUGGUGCCCUCUUUUGCCUCGGGUUUGUUUGUAUUGCGGUAGCAACAAUUCGAGUCAAGGAGCUGGGAAGCACCGUCAACAACAGUCAACCCAGUACUACUUGGCUAGCGCUAUGGGGCAUCGUGGAGUCCUCGAUAGCUGUCUUAAUUGGCUGCGGGCCCGGUCUCUACCGCAAAGCAAGAACAAUCUACCAAACCCGCCACGGAUCCAACCCAUCGCGUGGCUAUGCGCGGUAUGCAAACAGCAAUUCCGCCAGACCUCGGGGGCAGGCACAAAGCAUUGUGCUCGAAAACUACCAGACGAAGAAGGCCCGUACGAACACCGGGUCCAAGCUAAACGACGCUGCCAGCAGUCAAGAAGAGUUGGCCAAUACAAAUCUCGAGCCUGGCAUUGGAGAUACCAAGACUGCAAGUGAAAGCAUCAAAGAGCGGGAUGCAGAUUCUGUGCGCCGCUGGGAAGAGAGACCGCAUGCAUACUAG